Messenger RNA from Gryllus bimaculatus (two-spotted cricket), 972 nucleotides. Lineage: Eukaryota; Metazoa; Arthropoda; Insecta; Orthoptera; Gryllidae. The record is from the annotation of a GenBank genome assembly.
AUGGGUGCCGUAAGAUGGAGGAUGUUUAAUGGAUGCUUUUUCCGAGUAUGUCGGGGUGGAUCAGUCGUACGCAUGUUUGCAAAUAUCCUAGGCGAAAACAAAUUCCAGACAGCCCUUCGCAACUAUCUGAAAGAUAAUGCUUUGACGGCUGUUACACCAAAAGAACUAUUUGACGCUCUGUCUAAGGCUGCUGGAAACGUAGGACUUCCCUCUAAUGUGGAACUUACAGAUAUUUUCGAGUCAUGGACAACUUCAACGGGUUUCCCUAUCAUCAACGUUUUACGCAAAGAAUCAAAAGUCAUUUUUACUCAGGAGAGAUUUCUUCCUUAUGGAUCAUCGUCAAAACAUACCUACAACGUUCCUCUAAAAUUAGUUUAUAAUGACACAAAACUCUCAGAAAAAAGCAUCUGGUUUUUAUCAUCCCAGAAGGAAGUCAGCAUAGAGAUAGCGGACAUUGGAAGCGAGAACGCAAGCUGGAUAUUGGUGCCGACGACUGGCUACUUCAGAGUAAACUACGACGAGGAUAACUGGCUUCUGCUGUCGGAGUAUUUACAAGAUGAGAGUUUAGAUGAUAUAGCCAUAGAACCUCUAGAAAGGGCCAUUCUAAUAGAUAAUGCACUCAAUCUUGCACGAAUCAGCAAAUUGGAAUAUUCAACAGCCAUUCAAUUGCUGAGUUAUCUCAGUAACGAAGUCGACUAUAUCCCUUGGACCGUGGCAUUUUCGGGACUUAACUAUCUUCAUCGCAUGCUGGCUGACGAAAGUGAUAUUUUUGAUAAUUUCAUACUCCAUAUAAUUAAAAACGUCUAUGAAGAACUAGGUUUUAAAGUCGUCGAUAAAAAUGAUGACGCAUCACAUAUCGAGCACGUCCAUCGAGCGAACGUUCUGAACUGGGCUUGUCGAGCGGGGCAUUCUGAAUGUAUCAACACGGCUGUGGAUUACCUGAGAAAGUAUCUGGAAAAACCUCAAAGUGAU